This is a messenger RNA of Schizosaccharomyces octosporus yFS286, 1087 nucleotides long. Its product is annotated as fumarylacetoacetate hydrolase. Gene Ontology annotation, molecular function: acetylpyruvate hydrolase activity. The transcript is spliced from 2 exons. Lineage: Eukaryota; Fungi; Ascomycota; Schizosaccharomycetes; Schizosaccharomycetales; Schizosaccharomycetaceae. The record is from RefSeq and is a predicted model, not a curated record. Gene Ontology annotation, cellular component: mitochondrion. Bases 190 to 852 code for a protein of 220 amino acids.
AUAUCUUGAGCAAUGCAUUCUUUUAUCCCAAAUCUAGCAAUGGAUUGAUUUAAACUAAAAAAGUUGUCCCAGUAAAAAAUUAUAAUAGUCAAACCAAGCAUAAAAGGGAGAGUUCAUCUUGACAUAUGUCUGCCUUCCUAACUCGAGUUUAUCUGAUCGCCGAUACCAAUCUUCCAUACAGUUUACACUAUGUUGUCUCGAGCAAGUAAAAUCUUGUGUAUUGGAAGAAACUAUGCUGCGCAUAUUCGUGAACUGAAUAAUGCUGUUCCUAAAAAGCCCUUUUUCUUUUUAAAGCCUCCAAGUGCAAUUGUUGAACCCGGCAAAGGAAAAUUACUCAUUCCAUCAGAAGUUCAAGCGAAUUACGAAGUUGAGCUCGGGUUUAUUAUAGGUUCUAAGCUGCCUGCUCGCCAACCUAUAUCUCAAUCCAGAUGGUCAGAGGCCAUUGCUGGGUACUUUGUUGGAAUAGACGUUACCGCCCGCAACAUUCAAAGUGAAGCCAAAAAAGAAGGCCUUCCUUGGUCUUUUAGCAAGGGUUAUGAUACAUUCUUGCCAGUGGGUCCCUUCAUUCCAAAGCAACAGGUUCCUGACCCUCACAAUGUCAUCGUCGAACUUUCAAAAAAUGAUAAAAUUGUUCAGCAUGAAAACACUUCGUUGAUGUUGAACAACAUUCCAAAAAUAUUGAGUAGUAUUACAGAGGCCAUGACUUUGCAACCUGGUGACCUAAUACUGACUGGGACACCAAAAGGCGUCGGAGAAGUAUCCGCAAAAGACAUUCUUUCAGCUCGAUUGUUAACCAAUGAAGGAAAUGAAAUAAUUCCUAGUGCUUUUUCCAUCGAAGCUGAUGUCGUUUAAAAUUGAGGUAUGGAGCUUCCCGUCGUCUUUUAUGACUAGAGCAAGGCGGACCCUCAUUUUCAUUACUUAACAUGCUUAAUAUCAAUUUACCUUUAAUAUUCAUUACAAUCUAUCCGAUAUGGAUUGAUUACUACAAUUGCUACAAUUCAUUCAGCUAAAAGCUGUAUCGAAAGGAUACCCCUACUACCAUUCUCUUCAAGUGUUGACCACAUGGUCUAAUACGUUCUUCAAUUGU